Molecule: messenger RNA, 357 nt
Organism: Prunus armeniaca (apricot)
Lineage: Eukaryota; Viridiplantae; Streptophyta; Magnoliopsida; Rosales; Rosaceae
Source: the annotation of a GenBank genome assembly
AUGGAAACUUUGGAUUUUGUGGUCGUUAGGAGCUGGGCUUUGGAGCUGAAACACCGGUUUCUGAGAGCUGGGUCCACUGUUGAGAGUUUCGAUGUGGGACUCUGGGCGUCAGUUGUGGGGCUGCCACGUGUCGGAGAGGCGAGAUUGCCCAUCGGUAGGUCUGGUACGAGUGCCGAAGGCGAGUGCCGAAGGCGAGUGCCGAAGGCACACGUAGCCCUGCCCAGCGUUCGUUUGUUCAACCCUUGCCGUUAUGCAAGGGUGAAUGUAGCAGAAGCUCUUGACCCCUUUGUUGUUUCGAUGUCAAGUCCAGCUCAUUUGAGUUUCAACAAGAAGGCCUUGAGGUUGGUAGUGAUUUGA